Messenger RNA from Sphaerulina musiva SO2202, 1602 nucleotides. RefSeq lists its product as uncharacterized. Gene Ontology annotation, molecular function: fatty-acyl-CoA binding. Bases 30 to 1118 code for a protein of 362 amino acids. The record is from RefSeq and is a predicted model, not a curated record. The transcript has a single exon. Gene Ontology annotation, biological process: fatty acid metabolic process. NCBI's taxonomy places the organism in Eukaryota, Fungi, Ascomycota, Dothideomycetes, Mycosphaerellales, Mycosphaerellaceae.
CUCAGUCCUAGAGGUACUUGAGGACCACCAUGGCCGACUCGGUCGACCGCGUGUUUGGCCAUGCCCUCAACACCGUCAACAAGAUCCGCCCUGGAUCGCAGAAGCCGCCCUCGAGCGACCGACUGGCGCUGUAUGGCCUGUACAAACAGAGCAUGGAGGGCGAUGUGUCUCGCAUCUCCGAUCGACCGACAGCAUCAUCCUCAUUCUCAUCAUCCGUCGCCGGAUGCACGCCCGAAACACUCAAGAAAGAGCAAGAGAAGUGGGAUGCCUGGAAGGCAAAUGAGGGCCUGGGUCGAACAGAGGCCAAGAGACGAUACAUUGAAACGCUGAUUGCGACUAUGCGACUGUAUGCCUCGACCACUCCGGAAGCGAGAGAGCUGGUGGAAGAGCUGGAGUUUGUGUGGGAUCAGAUCAAAAACAACUCGCAGCACUCGAGCUCCGAGCACUCGUCGCCCUUGCAGACCAUUGAGCGCCGAGACUACAUGCACUCGGGCCAUUCUAUCAAGGGCCUCAAGAUGCUGGCACCACAGUCCGAAGUCGAUGAGGAUGAGAGAGGAAUGCUGGCGCAGGGAAACGGCGAGGAAGAAGAGGCAGAGGACGGGGAGGAGGAGGUAGAGGAUUUUGUGGAUGCGCCAGUCUCCCAAAUCGACGACGCUGACCUACACCACCAUGCCGCAUCCGAGUCUGCUGGAGACGUCGACUCGUCUCCCCACAAUCGCUUUCGCGCUCGCGCGCCACCACCAACCUCCUCUGCCUCGGACAACCGCUGGCGGAAGCGCAUCGAGUCUUCCUUGAUCAAGCUGACCACCGAAGUGGCAGCAUUGCGCGAACAGCUAGAAACCAGACGCUUUCUCAACUAUCAGCGCAAACACAGCUGGUGGGGAUGGGUGUUGCGCCUGAGCUGGUGGGCUCUCCAGCUCUUCGUGGCCGAUGGCAUUAUCCUGUGGAUCGUCAUCCUGUACAUGCGCCGCAAGCAGGACCGCAGAUUAGAGACUGCCAUUCGUGUCUUGCUGGGCGAUGCUGUCGCUCAGGCACAGAGUGCCGUGAGAGAUGCCAAAAUGCCCACGCUGCUGCCGAAUAUCACGACCAGGGGAAAGGUCAAGUCACCGAAAGGAUGAUCCGACUCUGCGGAAAACCAAUCUACAUCACCAUCGACGCCGCCGCCACGUAGGAGUUGGACGUACUUGCAAUGCAUUGGUUCUGGCGUCCACUCCGCGCUCUUCGGCUCCACAUGCUCCUCGUUCGCAUCCUGAGACCAGGCAAUGUCACUCACAGGCAGCAAAGUCGAUCGCCAUCCCAUAGCUCUCCGCUCGCCUACCAAAACAACAUCACAACUGCAACAAGCGCCUGGAACGAAAUACAUCGUUUUUUUUCACUGCGCAUGAAGAUGGAUGGCCAAAAUGAUAGCUCUAUCUAUCUGGCCCUGUCUGGGUAGUGAAGAGUCAUCAUAAACUCGAUGAAGGGGGUGAUGGCGGAGGAUAUAGCAGAGGAAGAAGAACAGAUACGGUGGCGCUGGUGAGACCACACAUGAUGCGUAGCUGUGCAAGCCGAGACUUGAAGUGUUGCAAGAGAGAGAGAGAGAGAGAGAGAGAGAGAGAGAGA